This is a messenger RNA of Plasmopara halstedii, 2889 nucleotides long. RefSeq names its product Pleckstrin homology-like domain. The transcript is spliced from 2 exons. The coding region runs from base 1 to 2889 and encodes 962 amino acids. Gene Ontology annotation, cellular component: recycling endosome; early endosome; trans-Golgi network. The record is from RefSeq and is a predicted model, not a curated record. NCBI's taxonomy places the organism in Eukaryota, Oomycota, Peronosporomycetes, Peronosporales, Peronosporaceae. Gene Ontology annotation, biological process: endosome organization; receptor recycling; retrograde transport, endosome to Golgi.
AUGUCGUCCAAUUCUUCUGUCUACACGACAAUGUCAAAGUCAAAAGGCAAAAUGUUUACCCUCCAUCGUCGCCAAUCUGCGUUGAAUUUGCCGUUACAGACUACCCGAGACUGUAACACAAGUGUCGGGAUGCAACCAACUCUCUUAGAGCUAGACGAGCUCAAAGAGGUUAAGACGUCACAACGAGAAUUAUUGCCAACAGCUGAAAGGUUUGGCGUCAAAUUCAACUCUACAAGUCAGAGCGCUCCCGACCGACAAAUUUCGCGCGAUGUAAAUCCAGAGAAAUGCGGUAGUCCGACAAUCAGCAGUCGCGGUCAGCAAAUGUUUGAUUCUCUACGUAGUCGACAUGGCUCUGUGAACCAUCUACGUACACUGUCACGAGACUUUCUGCUGCAUUCACUGCCCACUUCAUCUAUUCGACAUGAAAAUCUAACGAGUCUCAAGGACCAAUUCCUCAAGAUAAAGGAACGCUUUUCUUUGUCGGUCUUGCCCUUGCCAAACACAACUGUCGCGAUCGAAACAUCUUCCGGUCUGGAUGAUGUAUCAGCGACUUGUUUUUCUGUACCAUUGACUAGUGAUCAGACAUUGUGUGAGCCUCUAUUUAAAGAUUUAGACUCGAGCUGGGAACACUCACAAGCACACGUAAGACGCUGGUUUCGCGAGGAUAACUGCUAUAAGGCUUCUAUCACAUGCUGGACCAUGGAAGUUGGGGCAUCUAUUGUAUCAAAGGUCGCUCGGAUCGUAUCGGAAUGGGCAGAAAACAUGUCAAACAAUCACAUGCUUCCCGCUUUUGACAACUCUAACUUCAUGAACCCUGAUGUGUCAUUACAAUGGAUUGGUCAACAAUUAUGGGCUGUAACAAUAUCACUACCUCUUUCACGCUCCAACGAGCUUCACGCUGAGCAAAUAACACUUGCCUACUGGAUAAAUCAAAUGGUUGCCGACGAAUCCAAGCAAGCGAGUACUCAGACUUUCUCCUUGCCAUCUAAUUUGUCUUGUGAGCCACGGUCUAUAAAAACUCAAGUCGACGUGAAGCCAACGCAAGCACCGCCGAUGAAAGUUAUUAUUGAACCUGAUGGAGAAAAUGCAGAACCGGACGAGACAGACGCUAGCCCUUUUAGCACAUUAGCAGCGGAAGAUAUUGAUAUUUUGCGUCUUCAACAAGCGCAAAUGGCUGAUAAUGAGGAAAUUGAAAACGAAUAUGCUAGAAGAGAAGACGAGGAAUUGGGUGAUCAGUGUCAAAACGAUAACGAGGAAGAAGAAGAGAAUAGUGAUGAACAAGCAUCGGCAUUGCCCCUGUCGUGGUCGAUGCUUUCAUUAUCAUCGCAACGUUCUGGGUCAUCGGAGCACGCAUCAAUACAAGCCGAAUUUGCAAUUGCUGACGAUUGCAAGGAUCCAAUUUCUUACCUGGCUCCCGAAAAAAUUGGCUGGCUCAAAAAGAAGAGACGGAAGCAGCAUGGAAUCGGUAGCUCGUGGCAGCCACGGUACUUUGAGCUAAAAGGGAAUCGACUGUACUAUUUCGCUAGUGAAGCUGAAGGUCUUCCGCGUGGUGCGGUAUUAAUGGAUCACGCACUUGUACAGCGAGGUCGUGGGGAGCAUUCAAUGGUUUUUAGUAUUUCAAGCGCUAGUUCUCACCAACGACUGCAAGUUCUGAAAUUCUCUGCGAGACUUGCACACCAAGUGUUGCCGCGAAAAUCAAUCGAGUUACGCGUCAUUGACGAAACAGACGUAACUGUCAGUACGUGGAUUGCUGCACUUAAUCGUGCAUCAUGUCACUAUAUAAUGGCUUCAUCAACACUACCAGCUCACUACUCUUCAUCGUGUCGACCUUAUUUGACCUUCGACAAGAAGCGCAAAACACCAUUUUACCGAUUUCGAUCAUCAACUAUCACCAAAACACCAUUAGCGGCGUCCUCACUUUCUUCAACUUUAAAUAAUGAAAGACUCGAUGCUGAAAAUAUCGGCCAGGAGAAGUCUAGCACCACGUCGACACGCUGGAUCGCAUCGUAUCAGCAACUCGGUAGCGUACGAUAUCUGCGAGAAACAGAUCCAUUAUUGUGGGAAAUUCAUCCACCCGAUCAAAUCGCGAUUCGCAAAAAAGCUGCUCAAGCUCGAACACGAAGUGAAUACCUUGCGAUUUUUUCUCGUCAUGCUGAUACCUUUUCCCAGAUAUUUUUGCCGAGACCCCAACCAAUUUCUCUCGAGCAAACGCUGCGUGACAUUUUGCCAGAAUUAUUUCUAAUUAAUGGUACACUAUACGGAGGUGGGGAGCAGCUAAAGCAACAGACCGCAGAGUCCAGCAAACACGAUAUCACAGGACAACCAAACUGCGGACUGGAGCAUAUAUUUGAAGUGCUCGACACUUAUAUCCAGCGGUUCGCAGCUGCCCCUGAAGACCGAGUUCGAGCUGUGAGUGCUUUGUUACAGGCUUGUGCACGUACCAUUAGCGGGGGUGACUCGUACUUUGUCGUUCAUCGACUGCUUGGCAACUCAAGUUUGAUUAUACGACCAGCCGAAGCCAGAGGAAGACCUAUUAAAAUCGACGUCUCACCCGACCGCCCAAGUCGCUUCCUAAUCACAGUGUUUAGUGCUUUUUCCUUUCACUUACUUGAUGACGUUGAACGUUUUGGCGAUUCAAACGAUGCACAUGGAUCCGGGACGACACCCGCUCCGUUGCUGCGGGUUUGUACUCGACAUAUCCAGGAAUUUGACUUUGCCGCGGGAACAUCAGCACGAUGGCUGAAAAUCGAUGUAGAAAGUCAGGAAGAAGAUGUCACUAUAGGACGGACUGGAGGCGGAAGUGGGACAUAUGGACGAUGGAGCAGCCGUCGACAGUCCCAAGAUGUCGGUGAAUCUCGGAUCGGGGCAUUGUUGGAUGCAUUGUCAUGA